CCUUCAUUCCUUGGUUUGCGCUCCAAGCAAACGAUAGGAAGCGAGUUCACCGAAGGGAAAGAAAAGCCCGAAAAAACGAAGGAAAGCGAGCAAGCGAGCGAGCGCGCGAGAGAAAGCAUGGGGUGGAAGUGGGUGGAUGACGAGUCCUCGGAUUCCUUGGCUUCCGGCCGGGGGUUCGGCGAGAUUGGGGAGCUGGUAAACCCUAACUCUAGGUCGGGGGAGGAUCGGUUCUCGACGAGGAGGGUGAUGAAAUCGAGCUGCCGGACGGAGGAGGUCGAACCCGGGAGAUUCGUUAGGAAGUGCGAGAAGACCGAGCAGACCCUAAGAGAUUGCAUCGGGAGGCCUACAGAGGUGGUGGAAUCGAAAACUGAGCACACUGAAGAUGAUGUUACAGACGAAGUAACAAGUGGGGUGGUUCCAUUCGACUCGAGGAUUAACGACCUCUUCACUUUUCCUGGGCUUCGUGGCGACAUUGAAGCUAUGGAGCGAGGCUUGUUUGGUGGUCUCAAUCGUUUCCUCGAGUCAGCUGAAGAGAUGACGAAUGAAUUCUUCCACUCGCUUGGCAUUCCCUCUAGGCAAGGUAGGGAAUCAACUUUUGGUCGCGGGAAACCUGCAGAUAAGCAACGUGAGAUAUAUCCUUCUGAGCAACCCAAUGAGUCACCCUAUUCUGAAUAUGCUGGCGAAAUCAGAGAUGUGUGAGAAGUUAUUCUUACGUUCUUUGUGAUCCUGUAACCUGUGGUAUCAUGAGUCAUUUGAAACCUAGCUGUAUUCUUAUCCAAAAAAAAAAAAAAGCUGUAUUUGGAGGAAUUAUGAAUUUCCAAACAGUUUUUGAAUAUUCUGCGUUUAUACGGCAGCAAGCCGCCUUUUGUAAAUAAAUGUAUAACCGAUCUUAAAUGCCAGUUUGAAACUGUUACAA
Phoenix dactylifera (date palm) is the source of this 916-nucleotide messenger RNA. RefSeq names its product Mal d 1-associated protein. The record is from RefSeq and is a predicted model, not a curated record. NCBI's taxonomy places the organism in Eukaryota, Viridiplantae, Streptophyta, Magnoliopsida, Arecales, Arecaceae.